This is a messenger RNA of Anneissia japonica, 1998 nucleotides long. RefSeq names its product phosphatidylethanolamine N-methyltransferase-like. The transcript has 8 exons. NCBI's taxonomy places the organism in Eukaryota, Metazoa, Echinodermata, Crinoidea, Comatulida, Comatulidae. Bases 258 to 959 code for a protein of 233 amino acids. Gene Ontology annotation, biological process: phosphatidylcholine biosynthetic process. Gene Ontology annotation, molecular function: phosphatidylethanolamine N-methyltransferase activity. The record is from RefSeq and is a predicted model, not a curated record.
CAGAAUAGAGGCAGCGGAGUAGUAGUACUAGUAAUCGGGAUUCUACCGAAAGUAGAUAAAUGUAACCGCUACACAUGAGCUACGUUGUUUAAACUGUUUAAUGUAUGCUAUUGAUAUGUGGAAACAUUUUUCGUAAAGUUGCAUUAAGCUAUCAAGCUAAGAUGGAAAAGUACAAAAACUGAUUUUAACAUUUCUCAACAAAAGUACUCCUCAACAGGCAUUUCUAGGUAUCAUCAAAGGCAAACAAGAGAGUUUCUAUGAAGGAAGUACCUACAUUACCUUGCUGUGAAGGCUUUGAGAAUCUAGAUUUAACUAAGGUUGAUGUUUCAUUCUUGAUGGGACUGUCACGGAUCAUUGACCUCACAGACAUCAACCUCUAUGCAACUAUUAUGUGCAUCUUCUUUAAUCCAGUUUUCUGGAAUGUUACAGCCCGAUGGGAGUUCUACACAAAGAGGUUAAGCACGAUGUUUGGCAGUCCCUUCAGAGGCUGUGUGGCACUUGCUGUUCCCAUUAUCUUCUUCGUAUGUCUUAGAGAUAUCCAGUAUGAAACAACUUUGAAGUCUCAGCCUAAAUGGGAAUUGCUGCAAACAAUGCCGGUGUCCAAGACAGCAGCAUCUGGGCUCUUAGCUGUUGGUAUGACCUUAGUGAUAUGGAGUUUCUGGACUCUGGGUUUUACUGGAACAUUUUUUGGUGACUAUUUUGGGAUUCUUUUAGACCAAAAAGUAACCAAGUUUCCAUACAACAUUCCUUAUGAUCCAAUGUACUUGGGCUCAACACUCAACUUCCUUGGCCUAGCUAUCUGGCAUGCCAGUCCUGUUGGGUUUAUUUUAACUGGAUUGGUGGGGACAUCUUAUCACGUGGCACUCAAGUACGAAAGACCCUUCACAGAUGCAAUCUAUCGACAAAAGGAAUUGCGGAUAGCCUCUCAAAAAAGAGAGUUAAAUAAGAAAGAGAGUUAAAAGAUGGGUUAAAUGUUGGUAUGGGGGUGUAAACUAAUUUGUUAGAAUUUGUGAUUGGUACUAUUUCACCCAGGCACCUUACAGUGAUGAACCAUCAUUAACAUUAUGGUUGUCUUCAUCAUUUGCAUCAUCAUCUGUUCAUCCUCAUUGUCAUCACAAAUAUCAUCACAUCAUAGUCCCUAAUAUUCAUUGUUUUCAUUUAAUCAUCACCAACAUCAUCAUUGUAUGACAUCAUCAUCACCACAACUAUCAUCUCAUCGUUAUCACGAUCAUCAUCAGGCCCGUAUGUAGGAGGGAUACGACGGGUGCAUAUACACCCCCAAGGUCCACAUUUUCGGGGGUAGAAAAUUCAAGACUUACUCUAGCACAUUCCUGAAGUCCAUCCACCAAACCUCCUUGACCAAUUAGAGCAGUUUCUAAGUAGGACCGCCUUUAAUUCGUCGUACAAGCAACGACUUUCAACUGUACUUCUAUAAGCUUUUUGAGAAAUUUUAGUGUUUUCCCUGCCGCUUGCAUGUCAAAGUUUCACGUACAAACUCAUCUUACUUCUAGGUUUUUAUUCUCGAUUGGAAAUCAUCCUGAUGAUACAGCAGACGCUGAUUUAGAACUUUGCACCAUUGCUCCAUGGCGAAUGUCAGAGCAAUAAAUAAGUACUGUAGUACACAAAGAAACAUCAAAAACAAUACAGAAAGAUUAUUGGUUGUCUUGACAAACAUAUCAGAGAUUAUUGUUCGAUUUUCAAUGAAGCUUUGGAUCCUCUAACCAACAUCCAUACUUUAUUUAUUUAUUUAUUAAUUUAUUUAAUUCUCAACCAACAGAGAUAAGAACCUCCACUAACAGGUUGGAGAAAAACAUAUAGAAAGAGACAAAUAAUAACUAACAUCAAACAACCUUACUAAUUUUAAGCUUAAACGAGGAUAAACUAUCAUAAAAAAUAUCAAUUUCAUCAGAACAACUUAAAUUAUUAUAUGUAACAGCUAAGCUUUGAAAUAAACCUCUCUUAGUUACGUCAACCCGACCAAAUGGAACAUAGAUUAAG